Molecule: messenger RNA, 725 nt
Organism: Neurospora tetraspora
Lineage: Eukaryota; Fungi; Ascomycota; Sordariomycetes; Sordariales; Sordariaceae
Product: DNA-directed RNA polymerase
Exons: 4
Coding region: 243-716 (157 amino acids)
Biological process (GO): DNA-templated transcription
Cellular component (GO): RNA polymerase III complex; RNA polymerase I complex
Molecular function (GO): DNA binding; protein dimerization activity
Source: RefSeq, a predicted model, not a curated record
CUUACCAAAGUCUUGGCGACGGAUGAACUCGUCUUUUCACGCUAAAAAUUUCUCCGAUAACAGAGAGAUAGAGGCUCAGUCAGGUUGUUGUUCACCACUCGCGCGCCGACGACAAUUGAAUUCAACCCAUCCUUGUGUUUUUGGACGGAGUAAAUCACUCGAAUAACAACGAGUUUACCCAACGACCCAAAUCAUCUUUCAGUUAUCGGUACUUCAGAUCACCAAAAACCACUACAGUCAAAAUGGGCAAGGUCACCAAGUUCGGCGACGAUGGCGAGGAGGUUACCAUGAAGGAGACCCCGACUUCUCACCAGCCGGAGGCUCAGGAUGAUGUCUCUAUGGCCGAUGCUGGCGAGGAGGGAGAGGAGGGAGAGGAGGAGUAUGAGGGGGAGGAGGAGGGUACCAAAGUCAGACUUCUUCCUGGCUCUACGCCCACUGCCGCUUCUUUCGAGUUCCUUGAGGAGAACCAUACCCUUGGCAAUGCUCUCAGAUACGUCAUCAUGAAGAACCCUGAUGUCGAGUUCUGCGCCUACGCCAUUCCCCAUCCCUCCGAGGCCAAGAUGAACGUCAGAAUCCAGACCUACGAGGGCACAAAUGCCGUCGACGCGCUCCGCAAAGGCCUGCGCGACAUUCAGGAUCUUUGCGACGUCGUAUCGGAUAAGUUCCUUGAGGCUCGCAAGGACUUCACUGAGAAGAAGGCCGCUGCGUCCGCAUAACUUCCUUUU